AUCUUCUGCAUGUGUGACAAAAUUGACAUUGACAAGUGACAUUUCUGUGACCAUCUUUCGAAAACGAAAAACCUUUUGAUUAUCAGGCAUCCAAAUUCUUGUGAAGCAGGCUUAAAUUGUAAAUAAAAUGGCAUUCAGAACUACUGCAGUAGCACGUAGUGCCCUGAAGAAAUGGGCUUACAACCUUUCAGGAUUUAACCAGUAUGGUCUGCUGCGUGACGACUGUCUCCAUGAGACGCCUGACGUCAAAGAGGCUCUCCGCCGCAUCCCGCAGCACGUUGUCGAUGAACGCAACUACCGCAUCGUCCGUGCUGUCCAGCUUUCCAUCGUGAAGCAGAUCCUACCCAAGGAGGAGUGGACAAAGUAUGAAGAAGAUAAACUCUACCUUACUCCGGUUGUCGAACAAGUGGCGAAGGAAAGACAAGAGCGUGAGAAAUGGGAAAAAGAGUAUUAAUUUAACCAUAUUUUGCUUAUAGCUGUAAGAGUAAUGUUACUAUUUAAAAAUUAAUAAAUAUAGCAUAUUAAGUUCA
Messenger RNA from Pectinophora gossypiella (pink bollworm), 530 nucleotides. RefSeq names its product cytochrome b-c1 complex subunit 7-like (gene Uccr). Lineage: Eukaryota; Metazoa; Arthropoda; Insecta; Lepidoptera; Gelechiidae. Gene Ontology annotation, biological process: mitochondrial electron transport, ubiquinol to cytochrome c. The coding region runs from base 128 to 454 and encodes 108 amino acids. The record is from RefSeq and is a predicted model, not a curated record. The transcript has 3 exons.